Molecule: messenger RNA, 882 nt
Organism: Morus notabilis
Lineage: Eukaryota; Viridiplantae; Streptophyta; Magnoliopsida; Rosales; Moraceae
Product: protein INAPERTURATE POLLEN1
Exons: 1
Coding region: 1-882 (293 amino acids)
Biological process (GO): DNA-templated transcription
Molecular function (GO): sequence-specific DNA binding
Source: RefSeq, a predicted model, not a curated record
AUGAUGAAAUCCUUAAUCCCAUGCUGGAAGAAAGCCGGCAGUAACAACCACCGCCGGCGUCCGUUCAAGGAGUACCACGAGGAGUGGUUCGAUCUCCUCAAGAACCGGCUCCUCCCCAGCCUCCGCCGCGCCAUGCACGAGUCCUCGGUCGCCCAGCUCUCCACCCACGUCGACAUCCUCCGCCACCACCUCACCUCCUACUACGACGCCCUCGAUCUCUCCGCCGCCUCCGACGACGUCGCCCACCUCCUCCACCCCUCCGCCUGGCGCACCCCUUUCGAGACCCCCUUCCUCUGGCUCAGCGACCUCCACCCCUACCUCUUCACCAACCUCCUCCGCUCCUUCCUCAGCGACGACGACGAGAACGACGAGAACAACGACGUUUUCCAAUCCGCCAACCUCCGAAACCGCUUCCUCUUGAACAACAACAACAACAAUGAUGUGAACGAACUGUUUAACCGGCCGUGGCACAUUGUCAUGGCGUGGAGGAAUCCGCCGGCGAGUCUGAUGGCGCGGAUCGAUCAGAUAGAGUGUGGGGUCCGGCUGAUGGUACCGGCGCUGGCGGAGCGGGCGAGGAAGGCGCAGGAGAGGUUUGUGCAGACGGUUGCAGGAGAUUAUUGGGGUGGAAGGAGGAGGAGGGACAAGGAGGAGGAGGCGGGGAAGGCGGUGGUGGGGAAGGCGGUGAUGGCGGAGAUGGAUGAGAUGGUGGGGGUGUUGGUGGACGCCAACAGGCUGAGGAGAAGUGUUUUGGCUGAGAUAAUUGGGGCCACGAGUGUGUACCAGGCUGCUAUGUUUCUUGAAGGGCUUGCCCAAUUUCUUGUUGGGUUUAGAGAUCCUGAUUUGGUCGCUGAGUUUCAAGCUUGCAAGACCCCUCUUAAUUAG